UACUCUCUUUGCCGAUCCGUGUCGCGUACAAUAGCCAGUUUGAUGAGUUUGAUCAAGUGGUGAGUUCGAGCGGUUCGGGCUUUCGAGGAAAUGUAUGUUUUGUAGGUACUUUGUAUCGCUAUGUAUUGUAGUAAAAGUAUGGGGUGGUUAUAUCGGGCAGUUGCAUUGUUCUUGCUGAUACCUUAUGUGUACACGAUACCGACAUCCACUACCAGGACAUACCGAGGACAUGAAAUUGCGGACCACCAAAACUGUGGAUAUCAGUCUUGCCCAAAGCCACAGCCUGGGAAGCUGAAUGUGCAUUUGGUACCCCAUACUCAUAAUGAUGUUGGCUGGCUGAAGACUGUGGAUCAGUAUUACUAUGGCAGUAAAUCCAACAUUCAGAAGGCUGGAGUACAGUAUAUAAUAGAUUCAGUGCUGAAGGAACUUUUUCAUGACCCACAGAAAAGGUUCAUAUAUGUGGAGACUGCUUUCUGGUGGAAAUGGUGGAUGAAACAGCAUGAUACUGUGCGCCACCAAGUCAAGAAAUUGGUUAACAGUGGUCAGCUUGAGUUCAUUGGUGGUGGCUGGAGCAUGAAUGAUGAGGCGGUCACCAACUACCAAUCCAUUAUUGACCAACUCACCUGGGGCUUCAGGAAGCUGAAUGACACAUUUGGGAAGUGUGGGCAGCCACAUAUUGGGUGGCAGAUUGACCCAUUUGGCCAUUCCCGGGAAAUGGCAUCCAUCUUUGCCAGAAUGGGUUUUGAUGGUCUGUUAUUUGGUCGCUUGGAUUAUCAAGACAAAUUGACUCGCCUUGCAAGUAAGACUGCAGAAAUGGUCUGGCAGGGGAGUGAAAAUUUGGGUAAAGCUACCCAGCUCUUCACAAGUGUUCUGUACAAUAAUUACUCUCCCCCUCCUGGCUUUUGUUUUGAUGUCCUCUGUGAUGAUGACCCAUUCAUUGAUGAUAAACAUAGUCCAGACUACAAUGUGAACAAAUUGGUAUCGAGGUUUGUAGACUAUGUCAAGACACAGGCAAAUUUCUACUCUACAAACAAUAUUUUGCUGACAAUGGGUGGAGAUUUCACAUACCAGGAAGCUCACAUGUGGUAUAAGAAUUUGGAUAAGCUUGUCAGGUAUGUGAAUGCUGAGCAGAUAAAAAAUAACAGUGUGAAUGUGUUCUAUUCAACACCAUCCUGUUAUCUCAAAGCAGUUCAUGAUGCUGGACAAACUUGGACAACCAAGCAUGAUGACUUCUUUCCGUAUGCAAGUGAUCCUCACUCUUACUGGACAGGGUUCUUCACAUCACGGCCAACACUUAAACGCUUUGAACGGCUUGGCAAUAACUUUCUACAGGUGUGUAAGCAGUUACACUCGCUGACAGACCUGGGACCUGAAGAUCAGGUUAACCUUAAUGUUAUGCGAGAGGCAAUGGGCAUCAUGCAGCACCAUGAUGCUGUCACAGGCACUGAACGACAGAAAGUGGCGUCUGACUAUGCCCGGAUCCUGAAUGAAGGCUUCCACGAGUGUGGCAACAUUACAGAAACAGCCAUCAAUAAACUAAUUGCACACAGAGUGCAAUCUGAGGCUCCUGGCCCUGCUGGAGUACCUGCUAUCCCUCUGAAGUCCUGCCUGUUGUUGAACAUUAGCCAAUGUGACAUCUCUGAGCACUCCAGUAACUUUGUAGUUACUGUAUACAAUCCACUGAGUCAUCCAGUAUCACGUAAUGUGCGUGUUCCUGUGUCGGGUGCUUCCUACACAAUCCAGGACCCAGCAGGGAAACAAGUUAAGACCCAGCUGGUGCCCAUUCCACAGCCUGUCUUAGAAGUGCCAGGCCGAAUAAGUCCUGCCACCAUGGAGCUGGUGUUCAAUGCCAAAGACCUCCCUCCACUGGGUUUCCGGUCUUACUACAUCAGCCGGAGCAAUCACACAAACCACAGCAGUCAGCACAAGAUGUACCCCAAGAAGGAUGUCACUCUUGGUAACUCGAAAUUCAGUGCUGUACUGGAUGGGAAGACGGGCACCUUGAAGACUAUGGUCUUGGAUAAAAUUAAAUUAGCUGUCUCACAGAGCUUCUACUACUACAAAGGCUAUAUUGGAGACAAUAAAGAAUAUGCAAAUAGGUCAUCUGGAGCUUACAUCUUUCGGCCAAAUGGAUCUGAGGCAAUCCUGGUGAGCUCAACACCCAAAUCAAUUACUUACAAAGGUGAUGUUGUGGAUGAGGUGCACAUCAAGUGGUCGGACUGGCUGAGUCAAGCAUUGCGUUUAUACAAAGACAACCCAUACUUUUUGGAGUUGGAGUGGCUGGUUGGGCCAAUCCCUAUUGAUGAUAAUGUGGGUAAAGAAAUAAUAAGUCGUUUCUCAUCAGACCUUGUAUCUCAUGGUCUAUUCUACACUGAUUCUAAUGGACGUGAGGUACUGGAACGAAAACGCAACUUCCGCCCAACGUGGUCUGUGAAUAUUAAAGAGCCUGUAUCAGCCAAUUAUUACCCAGUGACAUCUAGAAUCUCACUGAGGGAUGGAGAUAAAGAGCUUUCCAUUCUGACAGACAGAGCCCAGGGUGGUUCCAGUCUUCAUGAUGGGGAAGUGGAACUCAUGGUCCACCGCAGACUGUUGCACGACGAUGCAUUUGGUGUAGGUGAGGCCCUCAAUGAGACUGCACAUGGAUAUGGACUAGUUGCAGUAGGAAAGCACUGGCUUACUGCUGGAAAUAUUUCCAGCGGCAUUGCAGCCCAAAGAGUACGCAGUCUGCAGCAGCAACUGUUGCUGUCUCCAUGGCUUUUCUUUUCUCCGGCUGACAAUAUCAGCUUUGCAGAAUGGGCCAGCACAUAUAAGAUGGAGUUCUCUGGUCUGAAUCAAGGACUACCAGAGAAUGUGCACAUCCUGACACUAGAACCAUGGAAGGCUCGCAGUUUUCUCCUUCGUCUUGAGCACAUUUAUGAGAAGAAUGAGCAUCCUGUGUUCUCCAAACCAGCCACUGUUAACCUUAAGGAUUUAUUCAAGCCAUUCUCCAUUGUACGGGCUCAAGAGACUACAUUGGGAGGUAACCAGUGGUUGUCUGAAUCACAUAGGUUUGAAUGGCAGUCAGAAUCAAAUGAAGUCGAUUCUACUCUGAAAGAAGAUGUAGACUCACCAUUAAUAUCAGAAAAGGAUGAAAAUUCUUUGACAAUUACCCUGGUCCCCAUGCAAAUCCGUACCUUCAUUGUUGAUAUUCAGAUAUUGGAAUAGUAGGGUUUUAGCAUUUGUUACAUACUCGUUUGUAUGUUCGGGUGAAAAUGUGAAACAUUUCAAAUUUUAUUGAAUCAUGCUGCUUGAUGAUCUUAUUUCUUAUGGUAUAGCUCUCUGCCAUUUUGAAGGUCCACUACUUUGUAUAGUUACAGCCAUGUUUGAUUCUUUGAUAAGUUCAAAGCACUCUUAUGUACUUCGUAUUGUAAUGAAAGGGAUUCAUAAAAUGAACCGUAUGUAACUGCUUAACUGUGAUUGCUUUUGGACAGUAUGCAAUUAGUAAUUUCACUGGAAAUAUCAAAUCACAAGUCAGUGGAAGUAAAUGGUGUUAUUGUGUAGAAUAUUUCUCUUCUGUAUGUCUUGUAUAAUAUAACAGCAUGAGUUGCUGUGCACAGAAUGUUAAAUAAAUGAACAUUAUUUUCACAA
This is a messenger RNA of Cryptotermes secundus, 3627 nucleotides long. RefSeq names its product lysosomal alpha-mannosidase (gene LManII). Gene Ontology annotation, biological process: mannose metabolic process. Gene Ontology annotation, cellular component: lysosome. Lineage: Eukaryota; Metazoa; Arthropoda; Insecta; Blattodea; Kalotermitidae. The transcript is spliced from 16 exons. Gene Ontology annotation, molecular function: carbohydrate binding; alpha-mannosidase activity. The coding region runs from base 121 to 3204 and encodes 1027 amino acids. The record is from RefSeq and is a predicted model, not a curated record.